AGUGACGGAGGAAAACUAGAGCAACGGUGAAUCGGAGAUACAGCAAGCCUUUGAGUUCCAUUUCUUGCAGCGGAGAAAGGCACCCCACCUGAACCACACGGAGAAGACCAAAAUGAGCGCAUAUACCUAGAGCGUAUUUUGGCGUCUCCUUUCAUUUACCAAGAGCGUUAAUGGGACAUCAAACCUUUGUAAUGUCCUUAUUACAGUAAUCACGUUUGCCAGUAAAAACAAUUAGAUUUUGCUUGUUAGCUAACCAGCUAACUGUACGUCGGUAUAACCAGCCAGUUAUAGCGGUUGCAGGAUUUAGCAACCCUUAGGUAAGGUACGCAUAGACUACAAUAGCAUCGCAUGAGCGGUAGUCGCGUAAACUAGUCGUUAAUUACGUCUGAAUAUCAGUUUGUAGGGCUCAGAGCGAAGGAUUAGGGAGCCGGGGAAACAAGGAGAAGGUGGGGCCGAAGAGAGUCAAACGGACUAAGCGCUCGCUGGCUGGCUUGGUCCUCAUCUGAGGCAUUCGCGGACGGUUUGGGAAAAAUAUUCCGCCCAUAGGAAUUUUGGAAGCUUUCGGAACGAUUGUUCGGAGAUACCUUCGUCGCCCACGGGAAGAUCAGAAGUUGCAACAUCAGACAAUUUUUAUUGUGGUCGGUGUCUUGCCCUGAUACAGCCAACCGUUGUGUUAGGAUUUGGGGGAAUAUUUUCCCCAGUCUUGUUGGACCAUGGCCGACGACGACGUUCUCUUUGAAGAUGUGUACGAGCUGUGCGAGGUCAUUGGAAAGGGGCCGUUCAGUGUGGUACGGCGAUGCAUCAACAGAGAGACAGGACAACAGUUUGCGGUGAAGAUCGUGGACGUGGCAAAAUUCACUUCCAGUCCCGGCCUCAGCACAGAAGAUCUCAAAAGAGAAGCCAGUAUCUGUCACAUGCUCAAGCACCCUCACAUUGUGGAGCUGCUGGAAACCUACAGUUCAGAUGGCAUGCUCUACAUGGUCUUCGAGUUUAUGGAUGGAGCUGACCUGUGUUUCGAAAUCGUUAAAAGAGCAGAUGCUGGCUUUGUCUACAGUGAAGCUGUCGCCAGUCACUACAUGAGACAGAUCCUUGAGGCGCUGCGCUAUUGCCAUGACAACAACGUCAUUCAUCGAGAUGUAAAGCCCCACUGUGUGUUACUGGCAUCAAAGGAGAAUUCUGCGCCUGUUAAACUGGGAGGUUUCGGGGUGGCCAUACAGCUUGGAGAAUCUGGACUGGUAGCAGGAGGGAGAGUGGGCACCCCACACUUCAUGGCCCCGGAGGUGGUGAAACGUGAGCCCUACGGUAAGCCGGUAGACGUGUGGGGCUGUGGGGUCAUCCUAUUCAUCCUGCUCAGUGGAUGCCUGCCCUUCUACGGCACCAAGGAGAGGCUCUUCGAAGGCAUCAUUAAAGGGAAAUACAAGGUAAUGAACCCGCGCCAGUGGAGCCACAUCUCCGAGAGCGCCAAAGACCUGGUCCGUCGCAUGCUGAUGCUGGACCCCGCAGAGAGGAUCACCGUCUACGAGGCCCUCAACCACCCCUGGCUGAAGGAGAGGGACCGCUAUGCCUACAAGAUUCACCUUCCUGAGACAGUUGAACAGCUGAGGAAGUUCAACGCCCGGAGGAAGCUAAAGGGGGCAGUGCUGGCAGCAGUGUCCAGCCACAAGUUCAACUCCUUUUACGGGGACCCGCCAGAGGAGCUGCCUGAUUUCUCUGAAGACCCCACUUCCUCAGGACUACUUGCUGCAGAGAGAGCCGUAUCCCAGGUGCUGGACAGUCUGGAGGAGAUCCACGCCCUGACGGACUGCAGUGAGAAAGACCUGGACUUCCUGCACAGUGUCUUUCAGGACCAACACCUCCACACACUACUGGACCUGUACGACAAGAUCAACACCAAGUCUUCUCCGCAGAUCAGGAACCCACCGAGUGACGCAGUCCAGAGAGCCAAAGAGUCCUCUGAAGACGAAGCAGGCACGGCUUUGACUCGUCUGGAAUGUGUACUGGAAGAGAUCUCCUGCUACCCAGAAAAUGGCGAUGCCAAGGAGCUGAGAAGGAUCCUCACUCAGCCACAUUUUAUGGCCCUGCUUCAGACCCAUGACGUGGUGGCCCACGAGGUGUACAGUGACGAGGCCCUGAGGGUCACUCCUCCCCCCACCUCGCCGUACCUGAACGGAGACUCACCUGAGAGCACCAACGGAGACAUGGACCUGGAGAACGUCACACGUGUGCGCCUCGUCCAGUUUCAGAAGAACACCGACGAGCCCAUGGGCAUCACGCUGAAGAUGAACGACCUCAACCACUGCAUUGUGGCAAGAAUAAUGCAUGGAGGCAUGAUCCACAGACAAGGAACGUUGCAUGUCGGAGACGAGAUCCGUGAAAUCAAUGGCAUCAGUGUGGCCAACCAGACGGUGGAGCAGCUGCAGAAGAUGCUGAGGGAAAUGAGGGGGAGCAUCACCUUUAAGAUUGUGCCAAGCUACCGUACACAGUCAUCGUCCUGCGAGAGAGAGUCCCCCUCCACCUCCCGACAGUCCCCAGCCAAUGGCCACGCCAGCGUAAACAGUUCUAUCUUGGACCUGCCGUCAACCAUCCAGGCCAAAGGACGCCAGAUUACCGCCAGACCACCCCCUGCAAUCAAGGUUGAUAAAAUGUCUGUCAAGAUCUACGUGCGGGCGCAGUUCGAGUACGACCCGUCCAAGGACGAGCUCAUCCCCUGCAAGGAGGCCGGCAUUCGCUUCCGAGUGGGUGACAUCAUCCAGAUCAUCAGCAAGGACGACCACAACUGGUGGCAGGGUCGCCUGGAGAACACCAAGAACGGCACGGCCGGCCUCAUACCCUCGCCCGAGCUGCAGGAGUGGCGAGUUGCUUGUAUAGCGAUGGAGAAGACCAAACAGGAGCAGCAGGCUAGCUGUACCUGGUUUGGCAAGAAGAAGAAGCAGUACAAAGACAAGUACUUAGCAAAGCACAACGCAGUAUUUGAUCAACUAGAUCUCGUCACAUAUGAAGAGGUGGUCAAGCUGCCCGCCUUCAAGAGGAAAACGCUAGUCUUGUUAGGAGCCCAUGGCGUAGGCAGACGACACAUUAAAAACACGCUUAUCACCAAACACCCCGACAGAUUCGCCUACCCUAUUCCACACACAACCAGACCUCCAAAGAAGGACGAGGAGAAUGGUAAGAACUACUUCUUUGUAUCGCACGACCAAAUGAUGCAGGACAUCUCCAACAACGAGUACCUGGAGUACGGCAGUCACGAGGACGCCAUGUACGGCACGCGCCUGGAGACGAUACGCAAGAUCCACGAGCAAUGCAACAUCGCCAUCCUGGACGUGGAGCCUCAGGCCCUGAAGGUCUUGCGCACAGCGGAGUUUGCGCCCUAUGUGGUCUUCAUCGCUGCCCCAACUAUCACACCCGGCAUGAACGAGGAUGAGUCGUUGCAGCGGCUGCAGAAGGAGUCGGAGAUCCUGCAGAAGACGUACGCGCACUACUUCGACCUGACCAUCAUCAACAACGAGAUCGACGAGACCAUCAGACACCUGGAGGAAGCCAUCGACCUGGUGUCCACCACCGCCCAAUGGGUGCCCGUCUCCUGGGUCUACUAGAGCACACAGACACACACGCAGACACACACACACACACACACACACACAGAUGCACACACACAUAUGUCCCCCAGUGCCCUGAUCUAUCCUUCAUCCCUAAGUCCCAGUGCCCCCCCUCUCUGACCCCCCCCCCCCCCCCCUUCUUUGCAAUGCAUCUCUUCAAAUAUUCAUCAUUCCCUGGAGAAAAAAAGAAGAAAAGAAAAACGCACCUCUGACGCUCUGACCACCUCAGUGUCCAUGACCUGCAGUCAGUCUCGGCCCCCUUACAGACUACCUAGACGUAGUGUUGUAUUUAAAAAGAGAUAAAAACACAUAAAAAUAAAUAAUUGAAUUAAAUAUUGUCAUGUCCUUAUAGCUAGGAGGCAACAUUUUGUAGACUUUUAUUUUAAAGAGACAGUAUCUAAAAAUGCCCCCACCCCCCCCCCCACAAUCCUGUUCAUGUCGCCAGUUAUCAUGGUAGUGGUGUAGUGUAGUGUUUUUAUUUUUGUGUUUACUUUGCAAUCUAGUAAUGCUUUCGCCCAUCUGUGUCCUAGACACCGCUGGAUCGAGCACUACUCUGUAAAACUGAGGAAAAGCACACAAACGAACCACGGUGUCAUUAGUGUCGCCCACACCAUUGCCUCCUCACUGGCAAACCCACACCAUUGCCUCCUCACUGGCAAACCCACACCACUGCCUCCUCACUGGCAAACCCACACCAUUGCCUCCUCACUGGCAAACCCACACCAUUGCCUCCUCACUGGCAAACCCACACCAUUGCCUCCUCACUGGCAAACCCACACCAUUGCCUCCUCACUGGCAAACCCACACGCCCCACCCCCCCCAAACUUCUGAUCUAUUCGAGGCUUCCCUGCAUUUUUAAGCCUUGCCAUAGCACACUUGCAUUUGUGAUCAAUUCCCAAAGGAUCUCUUCUGCCUUAUGGUGCAUCAUCAAACAUACAAUCACACAAGCUCUUCUCGCUCAACAGCAGUACAAGCUCCUAUUGUGUCUCAGCAGCAGUUCUGUGGUCCCCCCAAGAUACUGUCUCUCUAAAUGAAUACAUAAAUGUGUUAGAGAUUUGAAUGAGGUCUUCUGCAUGUGAACAUUCGCAAAAAGCUCCCAUGCUCUCUCUCUCUCUCUCUCUCUCUCUCUCUCUCUCUCUCUCUCUCUCUCUCUCUCUCUCUCUCUCUCUCUCUCAGUGUUAGCUGUCUAUCUGCUGUCUGUCAGAGCAGAGAACAUUCCAUUCGUCUGACUUUGAAAAAAGAAAAAAAAAAACUCAAAUCAAGGGAAGCCGGACAAGAAAAGAAAAAAAAACAAAAGUAAGAAUAAAAGGUAACAAAAAAUAAUAAAAUCAUUCAAAAAAGAUAAGAAAAUUACACCUAUGCACAUCCCAUGCAUUUCGGGGCGACUUUCUGAACCGAAUGAUUUUUAUCAACCAUGUAGUGAGAUGUGUUUGUAAAUUGUCUCAAUUUGAUUUAUUGUAAGGUACAUAAGGGGGAUUUAAAAAAAAUAAUACUAACUCUAUUCCAGAUUUGCCAUUUCAGUGAGGAAAAGCAGUUGUUGUCUGAGAGUAUUAUUGUUCUUAUUAAGUUGAAAUCAAAAGGAAAAUAAUGCUGAUUUUUAUUAUUCUCUGUGUCAUUGUUUCAAAAAAAGUAAGAGGUG
Alosa sapidissima (American shad) is the source of this 5235-nucleotide messenger RNA. It is a transcript of the gene caska, whose product is annotated as calcium/calmodulin-dependent serine protein kinase a. Bases 714 to 3593 code for a protein of 959 amino acids. The record is from RefSeq and is a predicted model, not a curated record. The transcript is spliced from 29 exons. Gene Ontology annotation, cellular component: cell-cell junction; plasma membrane; basolateral plasma membrane. Gene Ontology annotation, biological process: protein phosphorylation; regulation of neurotransmitter secretion. Gene Ontology annotation, molecular function: signaling receptor binding; ATP binding; protein kinase activity. Lineage: Eukaryota; Metazoa; Chordata; Actinopteri; Clupeiformes; Clupeidae.